AUGGACGGUUUCGGGUUCGUCUGGGUGCAAGUGGGCCUCAGUGCGGACCGGUGUGGACUUGUCUGGGUGAGGAUCUCCGUGUUGCGGCCUUGCGAGGUCGGGUUUUGUGGUCUUUGUGACGUUUGGUUGGGAUUCGAGGACGAAUCCAGUUUAGUGGGGGAGAGUUGUAACAUCCGUAAACCAAAAAUGUGCAGUGUCGAGCGACACCAAGGUUUGUGUCGGUCGACACCAGCUCUGUGGGCGAUUGUGAGAGGAGAAGAGUUUUCUGAGGUGAUUCCAGUGUUUGGUGUUAAAUCCGAGUCUGUUCAUCAGCGAUUCAGAGUUCUGGGUGUGUGUGGUGGUGCUGCGUGGUGUUCUUCGUCGUUCCUUGCUUCAGUUCAUCUUCUCCAAUUCGUUUUCCCCUCUUUUCAACCUAGAAUCGAGAGGUCGUGGCGGCAGAGUGGCCGUGGCGGCAGAGCUGGUGGUAGAGCUGGAGGCCGAGCAGGCCGAGGUCGUGGUCGUGGACUUCCGGAGGAGUCGGGAGAGAGUGCGGCACCGAGUGUGCAUACUGCGUCGGUGACCCAGUCAGUUCCGUUGGCGGGUGAUGCCAGUGUGAGUGUUGGUUUGGGAGCGGGGGCUGCUCCGGGUGGGGGUGGCGCUCCGGCUCCGGGUCGUGAUGACUUAGUGGUGGGGUUGCUGACGCAGCUAUUGGCUCGUUUUCCGCCGGUGGUUCCACAGGGGGCUCCAGGAGUACCGCCAGUGGCAGAGGUGCAGCAUGUUGCUGCAGACGUUGCGCAGCCGGAGGCUGUGGGUGCGGGUGUGACCAGUUAUUUGGAGUUUAUGGGCCACAUGCAGAAGAUUGGUACGCCUUUCUUCGAGGGCAGGGUUGGUCCAGAGGAGGCAGACGCGUGGCGUCAGAGAGUGGAGCGGAACUUUCAUUCGAUCCGUUGUCCGAUAGAGUACUGGGUGGAGUUAGCGGUCCACUAUUUGAGUGGCGAUGCUCAUUUGUGGUGGCAGGCCGCGGUGGGCCGGAGGGCAUUUUGGACUUGGGGCGACUUCCUUGUGGAGUUCAACGCCAAGUAUUUCCCGAGGCAGGCUCGUGAUCGUCUUCAGAUGCGGUUUAUGGGCAUUGAGCAGGGUUCGCGUUCUGUACGCGAGUAUGAUGCGGAGUUCAGUCGACUGUUGGUGCAUGCAGGCUUUGGCAUGGAGGCCAAGCAUCAGUUGACGAACAAAUUUCUGGAGGGACUUCGCAAGGAUAUUCGGACUCUAUGCAGGAGCAGUACGCACAGUUCGAGGGUGAGUCUGGUAGAGUUGGCUGCGUCGAUCGAGGCGGAUCUUGGUGGGCCGGUGAGCCGGCCCGGCGCUGUUAGGGCUGCAGACCAAUACACAGAUCAAUUGGUGGUAGCUUCCUGUAGGGAAGGCUACUUAAAGGGUGAGGUCUCAGGUUCGAGUCUCACCAACAACCUAGGUUGA
Microthlaspi erraticum is the source of this 1452-nucleotide messenger RNA. The record is from the annotation of a GenBank genome assembly. NCBI's taxonomy places the organism in Eukaryota, Viridiplantae, Streptophyta, Magnoliopsida, Brassicales, Brassicaceae.